AUGGCUGAAGUUACGACACCACGAACUGGUCGGAGUCAGUCUUCCUCACGGGGAGUAACAGUUGCCGCAUCUCAGAGAAGCAAACCAAAGAACGCGCCGUUUAAGUUUCUCCGCAAAGAUGAGGGCCGUCUCUCUUAUACAUGUCAGUUAGAGUCACCACUGGCAGUAAGCACAAACCACAGCAACAGUAUUCGAGACGGCCCAUUAUCGGAACGGCGUGGAUCACGAUCGCUGCGCGAGGCCAUCGCUAACGAUAUGCGAAAGGGAAAGAAUCACGACCCAUUUGAGGCGGUUGUAAUUGCAGUCCCCAAGCGUGCACCUCCACCAAACUCCAGCGUACGCGAUGGAUCGCAGCCUCCACCUGACACUGCACAAGCACUGGAGCGCAGAUUAAACCAGCCUCAACAACAACAACAACAACAACAACAACAACAGCAACAGCAACAGCCGCCGCUGCAGAAACAACAACAGCAACAACAACAACAGAAACCAAAACAACAACAAGUGGCGAGACGACCUGACUGGGUAGAUCCUGAAAUUCCUGAAAAAAAUGGAGAUGUAGCGGUGGUGACCCCCGCAAAGCAGCAACAAUAUGUGCAGCAAUCACGCAUCUCUGAGGAGUCGGAACGAACGUCGGAAUUAGGGGUGCCGCAGCGGUUUAACGCAGGACCUAGUCAUGCCACCCCACGGCGGGAAGCCGAAUAUGAUGAUAUGGUGGAGUGGCAUCAACCACAGCAGCGACGGUGGCGAAACGAUGAUAUGGUGGAUAACGGCAUCAUGCGUCGAGCCACCCCACGUCGCUACGCUGAUCCUGUGGAUGUAGAAAGUGAAUACUCCCGUGGGAGCCGAAAUUUAUUUCGGCGUCCUCAACGGCAAGAGUUUAUUAUGUCACGGGAACAAGACUUAGUAGAACAGCUUGAGGAUGAACUGCGCGCUGCCAAAGAGGAGCGUGCGCGGUAUCACCAGCUGACAAUGCAUCUAGAACGUGAAAGGCAGCGGUUUGAAGACUACUGCAAUGGUGUGGAACGUGGGUUUGAGGUGGAACGUGCGGAGCUGGACGCCGUACGGGCCUCUGGACAAUGGCAAGCGAAGAAGGAUGUGAAAGUGAUAGAGGAACGGUACAAGUCCACACUGGAGUUACUGCGGACGGAGCGGGAGUCAAACAAGAAACUCACAACGGAGAAUGAGAUUCUGCGGCAGCAACUGGAGGGAAUUACGACACGCAUGCGGGAGGCACGCAAGUUGCAGAAGGUGGAGACAAGCCGCCUACGCCGCGAAAUUGAGUCCCUCGCCCACCGUAAUGAGGAACUACUUGAGUUAGCGCGCGAACAACAAAUCGCAGCACUCGAGAGCAGCGCUGGCGUGUCGACGGCGGCAGCCAUAGGCACCGGCUCCCGCCCACAACUGCAGGGAGGUGGGUCGAGCACACGGCGGAGUAGCGAAGAUCCAUACGACCUUGUGGACGACUAUCAGUCAGAGAACGGUGAACUCGAAGAAGAAGAAGAAGAACAACAAAAACAACAACAAGUGCAACAAGUGCAACAACAACGCACUGAUGAUGUAGAGGAGCGUGAGCGUGAGCGCAAACGUCUCGAAUUAGAGGAACGCAGACGUCAUGACGCGGAAGAAAGGGAACGCAAACGUCAUGAAUUAGAGGAACGCAGACGUCAUGAAGCAGAAGAAAAGGAACGUAAACGUCUUGAAUUGGAGGAACGUAAACGUCAUGAAUUAGAGGAACGCAGACGCCGUGAAGCGGAAGAAAAGGAACGUAAACGUCUUGAAUUGGAGGAACGCAGACGCCGUGAAGCGGAGGAAAGGGAACGUAAACGUCUUGAAUUGGAGGAACGCAAACGUCAUGAGGCGGAAGAAAAGGAACGUAAACGUCAUGAAUUAGAAGAACGCAGGCGUCGUGAAGCGGAGGAAAAGGAACGUAAACGUCUUGAGUUAGAGGAGCGCAAACAAAAGGAGCGAGAAGGGUCUGUCCGUCGUCAGACUGAUGAGCAAGAACGUAAACAACAACAACAACAACAACAGCAACAAGAACAACAAAAACAACCACCACCACCGCCACAACAACAACAACAACAACAACAACAACAACAGCAAGAAUCGCACUCAGUGUCAAAGGAGGAGGCGGAAAGUAAAACACAGGAGCCACGCGUGCAGCGGCGAGCUGCUGGUCACCCCAUUCAUACACCCCGUGCCCAGCACAGCAAGACCACUGGAAACGAAGCGCAGCCGCAUGUUUCCCCACGCACAGGGACUUCUUCAGUUUCGCGUAGACCUCGCCGUACACCUACCGUAGCAGAACUUAUAGCUGAUGAUGAGCCUGUACCAACUGAAGACUUUGCAAAUGAUGUUGUGGUUUCUCAGGCAGCUCUAGGUGAGAACCCAAACAAACGUGAGGUUUUGUAUCGUAGUGGCAAACGUGAAAUCCACUAUGCUAAUGGUACGCGAAAGGUGAUCCUCCCCUCUGGCCAUGUAGUGCUGUACUUUACUAACGGAGAUGUAAAACGUACAUUCCCAUCUGGAAAGAGUAUGUACUGGUACGCUGCCGCACAGACGACACAUGUACAACAUGCGGAUGGAGUGCAGGUAUUUCAAUUUCACGCCUCUGGACAAAUUGAGCGACACCUACCGGACGGCAAAAAGGAGAUUCUCUACCCUGACGGCAUUUACAAAGUUAUUUUUGCCGACGGACGUGAUGAGACAAUAUUUCCAGAAGAGCUAUAA
Messenger RNA from Trypanosoma theileri, 2733 nucleotides. RefSeq names its product centromere protein J. Gene Ontology annotation, biological process: centriole elongation; cilium assembly. The record is from RefSeq and is a predicted model, not a curated record. The transcript has a single exon. Gene Ontology annotation, cellular component: centriole; centrosome; nucleus. Lineage: Eukaryota; Euglenozoa; Kinetoplastea; Trypanosomatida; Trypanosomatidae. The coding region runs from base 1 to 2733 and encodes 910 amino acids. Gene Ontology annotation, molecular function: tubulin binding.